AUGAGCUCCCCCGGCGCGGAAAGCGCGGGCAAGCCCCCCCAGUACCGGGUGGAUCACCUGCUGAGCGCCGUGGAGAGCGAGCUGCAGGCGGGCAGCGAGAAGGGGGAUCCCACGGAGCGGGAGCUGCGGGUCGCGCUGGAAGACAACGACCUGUGGCUGCGCUUCAAGGAGCUCACCAAUGAGAUGAUCGUCACCAAGAACGGCAGGAGGAUGUUCCCAGUGCUGAAGGUGAGCGUGUCGGGGCUGGACCCCAACGCCAUGUACUCCUUCCUGCUGGACUUCGUGGCGGCCGACGGUCACCGCUGGAAGUACGUGAACGGGGAGUGGGUGCCGGGCGGGAAGCCCGAGCCGCAGGCUCCCAGCUGUGUGUACAUCCACCCCGACUCGCCCAACUUCGGCGCGCACUGGAUGAAGGCGCCUGUCUCCUUCAGCAAAGUCAAACUCACCAACAAGCUCAACGGCGGCGGGCAGAUCAUGUUGAACUCUCUGCACAAGUAUGAGCCGAGGAUUCACAUAGUGCGAGUGGGUGGCCCACAGCGGAUGAUCACCAGCCAUUCCUUCCCAGAGACCCAGUUUAUAGCCGUGACGGCCUACCAGAACGAGGAGAUCACAGCUUUAAAAAUUAAAUACAAUCCAUUUGCAAAGGCAUUUCUUGAUGCAAAAGAAAGAAGUGAUCACAAAGACAUGAUGGAGGAAGUGGGAGACAACCAGCAGUCUGGGUAUUCACAGUUAGGCAGCUGGCUUAUUCCCGGGACUGGGACUCUGUGCCCACCUGCCAAUCCUCACCCUCAGUUUGGAGCCCCUCUGUCGCUCUCCCCUGCUCACAGCUGUGAAAGGUACUCAUCGCUGAGGAACCACCGUCCUGCCCCCUACCCCAACCCCUACACCCAUAGAAACAACUCGCCAACAGCCUAUGCCGAUAACUCCUCUGCCUGCCUUUCCAUGCUACAGUCCCAUGACAACUGGCCUUCUCUAGGAGUUCCCCCACACACACCAAUGCUGCCUAUGAGUCACAGCACUGGCACAGCUACCAGCUCCAGUCAGUAUCCCAACUUAUGGUCCAUGAGUAAUAGCACCAUCACACCGGUUUCUCAGUCGAGUGGGAUGUCCAAUGGGCUGAGCCCCCAGUUCUUACGCAGCUCUCCAGCGCACUACACCACCCUUCCACACCCAGUCACCGCUGCCUCUGCCUCCGCCUCCCCGCUCUACGAUGCCGGGGCACCGACGGACCUGCCUGACGGCCAGUACGAUGCCGCUGGGCACGCCAGGCUGGCAUCCACGUGGACGCCUGUCACUCCCCCUUCCAUGUAA
Colius striatus (speckled mousebird) is the source of this 1311-nucleotide messenger RNA. It is a transcript of the gene TBXT, whose product is annotated as T-box transcription factor T. Gene Ontology annotation, cellular component: nucleus. The transcript is spliced from 8 exons. NCBI's taxonomy places the organism in Eukaryota, Metazoa, Chordata, Aves, Coliiformes, Coliidae. Gene Ontology annotation, biological process: cell fate specification; somitogenesis; heart morphogenesis. The record is from RefSeq and is a predicted model, not a curated record. Gene Ontology annotation, molecular function: RNA polymerase II cis-regulatory region sequence-specific DNA binding; DNA-binding transcription factor activity, RNA polymerase II-specific. The coding region runs from base 1 to 1311 and encodes 436 amino acids.